AUGAACUCCAGUACGAAUCUUAGCAGUGGCAUCCAGGACCUCCUUGUGGAUACAGCGGGGACGGUCAUUGAAGUUGCAAAAGUAGCUUACCUCAACGCGGCCAACCAAGAGGUCAAAGCCUUCUAUUGUCACCUUGGCUACAAUUGCUUCAGAUUACAAGUGAGCUUGACUCGCGCGCGCCAAGAGUCUAUUGAAAUAGACAAACACUGCGUUGAUCAGGCUAUUUCAAGUCUCAAUCUCCUAAUACCAGAAACUUGCCUGCAGGAACUCCCGGCUAAUCUUGUUAUGCACGAUUUUCGACUGGAGUCAAUCAAUCGUUUGUGGAAGAAUAUUCGAACAGGAUCAGAGAGCUUAAAGGCUGAAUUCGUGCAGCGAUGGCUGAGCCAAGACCUCACAGAAGAGCAAAGAAAUGAAAUUGACAAGACGCUUGAGAGAAGUGCCGACGUGUUUGAGACGAGCCAACCCGAGCAGCCUCUCCGAAAGUCCGCCACAACGCUCGAAGCACUCAAGACUAUAGAGCCCCAACUCGCGAUUGGAACAGCAGCAAAUUCCGUCUUUAAUUCUCUGAUAGCCUGCAAAGACUGUUCCUGCCAUCCUCAGCAUGAUUUUAAAGCUAAACUCGAGUUGGGCACAUAUCGAACACCUGAGAAGAAAGCAGCUUAUCAGAAGCCCGUACGGAGAAACCAUACGGAUGAAGACCUUGAUGCCAUAGAGAUGGGAAUGUUCCUGUCUAUGGAACGUGGCUGGCAUGAGUUUCGCGUACAGGCAGUUAAACAAAGGGUUGUGCGCUUCAAUGACGCAGCAGAGACUAUGCCCCAUAAAAGGAAGAAAGCACGAAUGGCAAAGAUUGAAACGUUAUGCAGGCCUAUCGCUAAGACACGAGAACGACCUCUACAGCGCCUACUUCUACGACUGGAGAGUGGUAAAUUGUUUGAGGUUCAGCAUGAAAAGAGUACCUUCCAGAUCGAUAGCAGCACCAAACCUGUAUCCCUCUUAAGAUGCUUAGAAGAUAAGAGGGACCUUUUCACGGAGAAGACAAAACGAAUAUUAUCCCUAAUACUCGGCUAUACUGCUCUUCACCUAUGCAGCACGUCUUGGCUACAGUCGAAUUGGGGAUCAUCAAAUAUUAAGUUCUUUCAGACAAUGGCUUGCAAGACACCAUUAAGACCAUUUAUCGAAGUUCACCUUCAAAAGGAAGACACUUGUGAAAGGUCAGAUAAUGAUGCCGAGUUAAUUGAUGAUCUGAAUUCUGGACAUUGCUGUCCUGAAUUGAUCGCUCUGGCUAUUGUGCUCAUGGAGAUUUAUUUCGUCAGGCCAUUUAGACAACUGGCAUCAAUGCACAACAUCUCGCUUAUACCAACGGAAAGCGGUUGCAUAACGCUUGUAGAUGUUGACCAAGUUUUUGGGAGAGUUGGAGACGGUGAGGAAGGCUGGAGAGCUCAAAUCCCAGAAGAUUCACCCCUACUCGAGAUCAUCGACAACUGCCUUGACGUAAAGCUUUGGGGAAAUAUAGAGGGUGAACCACUCAGUGCUGAAGAACUGAGAUCUCGAAUAUAUAAGACUGUCGUCUGGCCCCUUGAGCUUUACUUGACUCAGGGCUUCAGCCAGAUCCACAUCGACACCGUGGAUCAAUAUGCUAAGAAUCUUGACUUUGGACAAUGGGGUCAAGAGAUCACAGGAUCAGAAGCAAACAAUCAGUCAAGUUUACUAUCCUCUGCUCAUACCAGAAAAGGAAGCAUACCUCCAUCCAUACCAUUGGUUCAAACACUUCCUAUCAGCACAGAAUUUCAAAACUCGAGACAACCGUUAUCACAGUUGCCUCCUGUUAUAUCAUACAAGCCAUCCGCCGCUAGCCUUAAGCCGGCUUCUGAUGCCUUUUAUGGAUCCCCUCAGUUCUCCGACAACCAGUCGGAGGCUUCUGUGACAGGAGUAAAGCAGUACAGAGCCUGGAGAGCCGAAUACAGAGAUGUACAUAAAAGAUUUCUUGGUGACAUUUUAGAAGGUCUUCCUUCAGAGCCUGUCCGGGUUGCUAUACUUGAUACAGGAAUCGACAGAGAUCAUCCUAUGCUGGAGGCAUGUGAAGAUAGGCUUGAUGACCAGAAGAACUUCUAUGAUAACACCCAGAGGAUUGUGUCAGAUACCCACGGACAUGGGACUUUCGCCGCAAGUCUCCUAUUGGACUAUGCACCAGAUGCAUCUCUAUACAUCGCUAAGAUUGCUGAUAAGAAAAAUAUGACACCCAAUGUGGAACAUGUGGUGGAUGCAAUCUACCACGCUGUUAACAUAUGGAGGGUCGAUAUUAUCUCCUUGUCUUUUGGGUGGCCUUCCUCUGAUAUCCCAGGGUAUAGUGCAAUAGAAGACGCCAUAUAUCAUGCGUACUCUAAGAAGGUUCUAAUGUUCGCUGCUGCUUCUAAUAGUGGCGCCAGAUUAGGGAGAGCAUACCCAGCAAGCAAUUCUCAGGUUAUAUGUGUCCAUUCAACAAACGCCAACGGUCAAGCUUCCGAUUUCAGCCCAACAGCAGAACCAAAUGCCCUUAACCUUGCAACUAUUGGUGAAUCUAUUGAAUCAGCAUGGCCAGUACUUCUAGGCAAUGAUUCAAAUUCAGACUGCCUCAAAACUCGAUCUGGAACAUCCUAUUCAACGCCGAUAAUGGCAGGCAUUGCAGCCUUCCUCUUGCAAUACGCGCGAACCCAUCUUCCAGCAAAUGUGGCACUAAUGCUAAAGAGAAAGGACAAGAUGGAGGUACUUCUGAAGAGAUGCGCAAUUAGGGGUCCAAAUUACAAGCCCCGCGAUGGUUACUUCUAUGUGCAUCUAAGUCUGCACAACCAUAACCUAUUUGGAGGAGACCAAGAGUGUAUAAAUGCUGAGAUUGUAAGGGCAUUAAAGCUUUAA
This is a messenger RNA of Fusarium proliferatum ET1, 2892 nucleotides long. RefSeq lists its product as uncharacterized. Gene Ontology annotation, molecular function: serine-type endopeptidase activity. NCBI's taxonomy places the organism in Eukaryota, Fungi, Ascomycota, Sordariomycetes, Hypocreales, Nectriaceae. Gene Ontology annotation, biological process: proteolysis. Bases 1 to 2892 code for a protein of 963 amino acids. The transcript has 3 exons. The record is from RefSeq and is a predicted model, not a curated record.